Molecule: messenger RNA, 554 nt
Organism: Topomyia yanbarensis
Lineage: Eukaryota; Metazoa; Arthropoda; Insecta; Diptera; Culicidae
Gene: sloth1
Product: small integral membrane protein 4
Exons: 2
Coding region: 86-322 (78 amino acids)
Source: RefSeq, a predicted model, not a curated record
GUUAUGUAAAGAGUCCUAGUGAUGGCACAUUCAAUUAUAUUUUUCAAAGUUCCAUUAAAAAUUUAAAACCGCAAAAUCGUUCUAAAUGCGCAUACGGCGUAGUCGAACGCUUACCCAACUGCUGGAUCUGUGGCCAGGGAAGAAAACUUUCGGGAUCUACCGGUUUCUACCACUGUUCUUCGGGCUUGGAGCUGCGCUGGAAUUUUCUAUGAUCCACUGGCGGGUGGGAGAGACCAAUUUUUAUAACACGUUCAAGAAAAAUCAAGCCAAAGAGAUUGUUGAAGAAAAAGUUCGCCUACACCAGCUUGAGCCGACCCAGUAAAUAAAUUAGAAUGCCGGCCGGCGUAUCGACAAAGGAAUACGUGAAGUUCAUGGCAGCUGCCUUUCUGGCAAUGUUUGCCGGUUCACAGGUCGUUCACAUCUACUACAAGCCUUUGAAGGAUUUGGACCACUUUGUGAAAAAAGAAAUAAUGACUCAGCACCUCCGGGAAGUGAAAAACCCGGAUACAUAAGGUAGCAAUUAUUACUACAAUAAACGUAUAUUAGACCACAUA